Molecule: messenger RNA, 921 nt
Organism: Saprolegnia diclina VS20
Lineage: Eukaryota; Oomycota; Saprolegniomycetes; Saprolegniales; Saprolegniaceae
Exons: 2
Coding region: 20-796 (258 amino acids)
Biological process (GO): cilium assembly
Cellular component (GO): ciliary basal body; ciliary transition zone
Source: RefSeq, a predicted model, not a curated record
CGGCGUGCAAUCUUGGCAAAUGAAGGACGAGGUCGACGAGCGCUCCAAGCACCUGUGGAACACGCUGCACCUCAUUGAGCGCAACCUCAAGCUGCUCGCCGAGGCGAUCGAGGCGACGACGACCUUCCGCGAGGCCCGCGAUGCGCAUGCGGCCAAGCUGGCCAAGGCCUUUGACGACUGUGCCAUCACCGAGCCCUGCAUGGCAGUGCACACGGUGCUGGCUGCCAUGGGCGAUGCGACGCGGACGCUGAGCACCGAGACGCACGAGAUUAUGGUCGUACGCCCCGAACAGACGGCGAUCGUCGAGCUCACGCAGAUCCAGGACUGGGGCGUGGUGCCCAUGAAGCGGCUCCUCGAAGACCGCGACAAGGCGAUCAAGGCCAUCGCCAAGCUCCAGCGCGACGUCGACGAAAAGACUAUCGUCCUCGGCGGCAACAAGGAGCGCGAGAAGCGCGCGCGGCUCCUGACCGACCAAAAGCGCCGGGUCGACAACGUCAACGCGCUUCUCGAGCUGCAUUGGAAGCGCUUCGAGUUCUUCCGCGUCACCAAGAUGAAGGUAGAUGAUACCUUCUGCUUCUUCGACACGCAGGUGCAAGCGAGCGUAGCGGGUCAUGAGCGAAAUGGCGCGGGCGCAGCUGUACUACCACUGCAAAGGCGUCGAGUGCUUUACCAUUCCGUGUCGGGCAACACCGCUCAUCGACCCGAAGGACGCCGCCGCCGAGGUCUCGCUGGAUGCACAGCCCGCCAAUGUCAAGCCAUGAGAGCCACCAAACCAUCUACACGUGUCGAUACCUAGCCCUCGCCGCAAGGUCCAAGAGGUGGCAGCCUCGGGUCUCUCGCAUUCACUGCUUAUAAUGCAUGCUUCUACAUCUUGUCUACUUUGUACUAGAACGAGCCACGCACUUCGUACCCAUGUGCGUU